AUGGGCUUCGGCGAGCUCGCAGGUGUGCUCUCGAUCCUGAUCGACUUCGACGUCUCCUCGGCGAGGUUCUUCCCCUUCCUUCGUUAAAAGUGCUUAUCACCCAUAUAUCGGUGUUAACAUCAGUCUUUGGUACAUGGGCGGGGCGCAUGGUCCAGUUCGAGGAGAGGGAACCGAUCGCGCUUUGGUUCGCUCCACGGCCGUUUGACCUUUUCCUAGAGUACGUCCGUGUUUCACGUUACAUGAUCGAGGCAUAGCGGUGCUGAGACGGCUUUUUCUGAAUAUUCCUUCUUGUUCAACAGGAGAUAUACAGCUUGAGCACUGCAAAGGCCGAGAUCGACAGAUUCGACAUGCUGGAACGGACGACCAAAGCGCUUGACGUCUGCGCACUCCCGCCGCCUCCGCCGGAGUAUCUCACCAUGUUCGAACUCGCCAAAACAUGUCCGAGCCUAAUGUAGGUCGCUCCACUGUCUCCAAUCCAGAAGAACGUGGCCAGCCUUCGGGAAGAUCUUGCCCCGAACUGACUCGAUUGAAUCGAUAGAUAUACGCUCCAGCUACUCCUGCUCCUGCUGCGCAACUCGAUACCCCUGCCCGCGCCUCUCGUGAGUUUCGCGCUACCGCUCGAGCCAAAGGCGUUAGUACCGGCAACGCAAACUCCGCAAUUCUCUGACCAACUCUUCUCCCUAUCAGAAAUUGUGACCAAAGACGGCUAUCAAGAUCGUGGUCUGGGUGUGGAUAGCAGACAGCACCACCAAGGGCACCGCGUCAUGUUGCUCGACUAG
Molecule: messenger RNA, 779 nt
Organism: Microbotryum saponariae
Lineage: Eukaryota; Fungi; Basidiomycota; Microbotryomycetes; Microbotryales; Microbotryaceae
Source: the annotation of a GenBank genome assembly